Messenger RNA from Blepharisma stoltei, 231 nucleotides. NCBI's taxonomy places the organism in Eukaryota, Ciliophora, Heterotrichea, Heterotrichida, Blepharismidae. The record is from the annotation of a GenBank genome assembly.
AUGAUAAAGCAAUCAAAAUCAAUCAAAAUGAUGCCAAGUAUUAUAAUGAUAAAGGCAAUACUCUUUAUAUUUUGCAGAGAUAUCAAGAUGCAAUACAAUGCUAUGAUGAGGCAAUCAAACUUGGAACCAAUAAUCCUUUGUAUUUCUGCAACCGAGCUAGAGUAUUUAAUAAUCUCAGACAAGAAGAAGCAGCUUUGCAGGACUUUAAUAGGGCUUAUAAUUUGAAGCUAG